Molecule: messenger RNA, 3822 nt
Organism: Fusarium graminearum PH-1
Lineage: Eukaryota; Fungi; Ascomycota; Sordariomycetes; Hypocreales; Nectriaceae
Exons: 5
Coding region: 1-3822 (1273 amino acids)
Source: RefSeq, a predicted model, not a curated record
AUGGUAGAGAAUCAGCGUUUCGGCUACCUACAGGAUCAUUGCUUGUUGCUGCACCGGGAGGAGGGAGCACCAGCUUGCGCCGUCUUGACCUUCAACUCCAUUUCAAUAUUGCACUUCCAAAGCUUUGUCUCCCAACCACCAUGGAAACGCCAAACAGGAGUUGCAUCUAUUCCUUCGGCGACAAUGGAACUACUGCUACUUGUAUCCGCAACGUUCAUGGAUAAUCGAUGGCCUGUCUUUACUAUUGGUGGAAACAGUGGAAAGUUCGAAAUCCAGUACUAUAUUUCUAAUGGCGUUGUCUAUCAGACAUUUCUCUUCGAGGGUGCAAAACCUCCGAUGGGAUUGAGGACCAAUUUCCUCAUUCGUCAGCUGGAGUUUGCCGAUCGCGACAACGCAUUCAAUAAGGCUGAGGAGAAUGACGAUGGGUACAACACUGAGCUCUCAUCGCCUGACUUGCAUCAUAUCAAGCGAUACCAUGACAAGGAAGAGAAUAACAAACAUGUUGCUCUCUUUAUCUCUGGGUACAUGGACAAGUCCGCUUUAUCAUUCGUAGAAGACUUCCUGUACAGUGGAGAAAAUGAGGGUGUGGAAGAUGAGAGCCAGGCCUAUUGCGUGGUCUGGCCUGAAAGUACCUUAGCCGCCAAGAUAACAUUCGUCUACUCUUUGGAAUUAAUCGAUAACAAAUCUAUCAAAUCGCCCACAAAAACAGUCCAGAUUCCUAUACCAUGGAGACUCCCUGACCAAUCGAUUUCUGACAACCCUUGCUUCACCGAGCUUCCUCACCUUGAUCGCCUCUUAAACCGUAACUUGGAGCACAUAUUAUCAGUCUGCAGCAUUCCAGUAUAUACUGAUACAGACGAUGAAACGGACAACCCGGCUAUCGCCUUGACAUGUGGAGAUGUUGACAAUCAUCGUGUUGCAACUGCUGCGAGUUUAGAUCUUGCCGGCAAUACCACUUGUCCACAUACCUGGGUCAAUGGCAAAGAGAUCGCCAGUUGGGAAAAGAGCCCAUACUUCCCCGACUCCCUGGUUGAUGUUCCGUUCCAUCUCAUCAAGGUCGGUGACUUUUACGAAUAUGACACCUCAAACGAAUUCUGCCAGGCCAUCGGAGAGCCAUGCAAUGUCCCCGGAACAGCUGGGGAAGCCAUCAAGGCUUGGGUCCGGGAUCUUGAUACAAAGAACAAGCUGGGUUAUUAUGCGUUUCCACGAAACAUAAAAGCACCCAUCCAUCAGUUUUACUUUACUGACCAUGUUCUAAUAUGGCGUGCUAUCAAGGCUGCUGAAGCCUUGGGCCUCAAGGAUAAUCUCUUUGUCACUCGCAUGACCGAUCAAAAUAUCGGCAAAGGGCAUUCAAAGAAAAGCCCUAUUAAGAGAUACUAUUCGUCUAGCAUCGUUCGAAGUCAGAUCCUCACCCGUUUUACGGUUGAAAACCCGAUCUCAAAGAAGAGGAUGCUUUCUGUAUCCCGAAGUGCCAGUCACAUCCGGUUUCUUUUUCGCAAUAAGGACGCGACAUUGUUUCAUGCUAUGGACUCUGGCCUUUUUGAUAAACCUGGAGCAACUGCUACAGCGGCUGAGGAUGUUUGGUCCAGCAAACUCGACGUAUGGAAAAACCUUGUGGAUUGUCAGCGACUUCACGAGGAAAAUGAUGACACAACCUGGGACGAGCCACUCCGCUUCGCCCUAUCAAUGAUUAUGGCUCAAAAAAGCAAGUCAAUUAAUUCUCUUUCGCCGAAAGAGAUGCAUGGGCGUGCUGCAUCCGUCCUUACCAACAGUGUCUGGGCCAAUGGCUUGUUCUCAGGACAAUUAGAUUUUGACAAUGAGCCAACAAUCUACACGGAUGAAUGGAAGAGAGACACGUAUUGGGGUUGGACCUUUGAAAUCCCCUACAUUCUUUGGAAGUAUGCCCAGCCUCCAGGUGAGCAAAAGAUUGCAGAUAUUAGCGGGGAGCCUCAGUCAUCGCCUAUGUCGACCCUCGAUCCAGAAUUUUGGAUCUCCCUGAGAUCACUUAUUGAAAAUCAAUCUGAUCGAUAUGCCACGAGCGAGAUCAGGUCUCAGCCUAUGAAGUUUAGCUUCCCGUGGAACAGCCCCGUGAACCAGACGAAUAUUGUCCAGCUUUCAGAUGAGUGGCUUUAUACUUUGCCAGACUUUUUCAAAGACUAUGAUGAUGAUGACGUUGGCGUCGGAGAUCUUGAGGAAGCAUUUCAAAGGCGCAUUAAGCCUUUUGGGGUAGAUUACAGGCCCAUCAGUACAAAUUUGAGAGGAGUUGUGGUUAACGUCCCUCGAUCGAAAGCCAGGAAGAAAACACCACCGCGACUCGAAGACUUAUGUAAAGCCGCGAACGAUCGGGAUUUCCUCACGAGCUUGAUUAAACAGAGACGACUGACCAACACCUCGAAGAAGAGAUUUUAUGCUUCAUUUGCUCCACGUCCAGAACAACAAAGACCGUAUCCACAAAUUCGAGAAGAGUCAGAGGCCAUGCUGAAUUUCUUCUCCAAGCACAUUUCCUACGAUAAGUCUUUCUUUGAAUAUGCAACACUGGAGAAGAAUCGAUGGACUACUGAAUUUCAUCUUUCCUUUUACUCCCUAUGUUGGAGGGGCUACCUGAGACAUCCGCACGAUUUUGUCAUCGAUACGUCGUCGACGAGCAAAAGACUUGAUGACAUGGUGUUGGCUAAAGUAGCCAUGGGCUGUCGAUUUGAUGGUGACCUUUUUGACCGAUACUGGACAGUUUACUUCCUAGAAAGUGACCCAAAGACCGAACUGAACACACCCAAUGUUGAUAGCAUUGUGACGAACAUGCUUCGGAAUCGAAGAGAGAAGGGAGACAUAGACUUUACAACAUUAGAUGUCAACGCAUUGGAGAAUAACAAGGAACCUUGGAGGCAACGCCGAAUCCUCGAGCUUCUGUUAUUUCAGAGGAUGGUAGAUGAGAUGCGCAAGAAUUCUUUCAAGAUUCUGGACUAUACCAAAUCUAACGUUUGGAAACUUCUGACAAAAGAAGAACGGCCAAACGUUACUUUAUAUACCGAAGGACUGCUGCGGGCAACAAAUGCCGAGCCUGGACGCAUAUAUUCAUUCCACAAAGUCAGCCAACGAUGCCAAUCAUACCAACACAUAUUGCAAAUAGUUGAACAAGACUUGGUCGAGAACUUGGCAAAGAUCGAGCUAUGGAUGGACAGGGAACACGAACGUCAGAAUGAGCCUCCUCGUUGGACAUUCAAUGAUGAGAUCCGAUACCGUACUAUCAUCUCAAAGAUGCUCAUCCAGAACAAUCAUAGUGUUCAAGCCCUUCGGCAUAUACAGGCAAACAUCUCCCAAUUCAAAAAGAUGUUGACAAUAGAACUUGAAAGGAUGAGCAAUGAGAUGAAUCGGCGGCGAGAAGAUAACAUUAAGCGAUUUACUUAUGUUACUGUCAUAUUCCUACCACUGAGCUUUGGUACGGGUGUGUUCAGCAUGGGUGAUGCGCCCAGUGGCCAAACUUUGCAAAGUAUGAUCAAAACAUCUGCUGUGGCUUUUGUGGCUACAGCAUUACUGUUGGUAUUCUCGGAGCAGUUGGAAUUACUCUUUAGAUUUACCAAAAACGUCUUUUACCAUUCUUCUCGCCCACUAUCCAAGUUUUAUCAUGAUAUGGCUUGGGUUGUACAAUUCAUUUUUCAGUUCAAUUGGUACAGUUUGGAAGCUCUACUUAGAAAGAUAUGGGACAGAGGUUGCCGGUUGUUUAUCGUAGCAAGUAAUCGGCGUAUACGGAAACGAGAAGCAGUGGAAGAGCCACCUGUUGGACCAGGGACGAGUCAUGGGGAGUGGGAGAGAGUAGAGGUUUAG